This is a messenger RNA of Lates calcarifer (barramundi perch), 2474 nucleotides long. RefSeq names its product isocitrate dehydrogenase (NAD(+)) 3 catalytic subunit alpha (gene idh3a). The record is from RefSeq and is a predicted model, not a curated record. Lineage: Eukaryota; Metazoa; Chordata; Actinopteri; Centropomidae. The transcript has 12 exons. Gene Ontology annotation, molecular function: magnesium ion binding; NAD binding; isocitrate dehydrogenase (NAD+) activity. Bases 468 to 1634 code for a protein of 388 amino acids. Gene Ontology annotation, biological process: isocitrate metabolic process; tricarboxylic acid cycle. Gene Ontology annotation, cellular component: mitochondrion.
CAGUAGCAGGUGAAACAAAGUGAAUGAGAUUUGGCUAUAGUAAUCGAAGCAAUAGCGCACGUUUGAUUAUAGGAAAACACCCCACAGGUCAUUGAGAGUCGUGUCAGGAAGCAGAAACCGUACAACGUCAUCUCAUGUGGGAUACACACUGUGGAAACGCGGAAGACUUUUACACAUACAGAAAGUAUGACGAUCAGAAAUUAGUUUAAAACGUACUUUAGACUAUGGCGGUAGUGUAGGGCAGAAGAUUGCCGUUUGAGUAUUUGUGGGCGGCUGCGCUAAUCAAACAAAUAUGGUGCAACGGGACGUUGAUGAUGACUAACACCAGCAGGUGGCAGUAAUGCAACAUUGAGGGUGAAAAAAACCCAAAGAAGAAGAAGAGUUGCCGCUGCUGCUACUACUCCUGCUCAUAGACCGUAUGCUCCUGCUGCUGCUGCUGCCGCGGAAUCGACCUUGGCUAGCUCAGGAUGGCAGGGAAUGCGUGGAGGUCAGCGAUUCUUAAUCUACUAAGAAAGUGGGGUUUAUCGGUCAAUGACAAGGAUAAAAUCAAGGCACAGGAAGUGUCACGGGUGGUUGGAGCUUUGGUGAAAGAGACUCCACAACCCAGGACAUUCAUCAGAAGGAUGCAAACUGUUACUUUAAUCCCCGGUGAUGGAAUUGGUCCAGAGAUAUCAAGUGCUGUCAUGCAAAUAUUUGAAGCAGCUAAAGCACCUAUACAGUGGGAAGAGAGAAACGUUACUGCUAUCCAAGGACCUGGUGGCAAGUGGAUGAUUCCUCCCGAUGCCAAAGAAUCAAUGGACAGGAACAAAAUUGGCCUGAAAGGUCCUUUGAAGACACCAAUAGCUGCUGGUCACCCCUCUAUGAACCUGCUGCUUAGGAAAACCUUUGACCUCUAUGCCAAUGUGCGCCCCUGUGUGUCCAUUGAGGGCUACAAAACCCCGUACACUGAUGUGAACCUGGUCACCAUCAGGGAGAACACUGAGGGAGAAUACAGUGGGAUUGAACAUGUGAUUGUUGAUGGAGUUGUACAGAGUAUCAAGCUCAUUACAGAACAAGCCAGCCAACGCAUCGCAGAGUAUGCUUUUGAAUAUGCCAGAAACAAUCAGAGGGCCAGUGUUACUGCUGUUCAUAAGGCCAACAUUAUGCGCAUGUCAGAUGGGCUUUUCCUACGAAAAUGCAGAGAGGCUGCUGAGAAGCACAAAGAUGUGAAAUUCACAGAGAUGUACUUGGAUACUGUGUGUCUUAAUAUGGUCCAGGAUCCCACACAGUUUGAUGUAUUAGUGAUGCCCAAUCUGUAUGGAGACAUCUUGAGCGAUCUUUGUGCUGGACUAAUUGGAGGUCUUGGAGUGACUCCUAGUGGGAACAUUGGUGCCAAUGGUGUUGCCAUAUUUGAGUCGGUUCAUGGAACUGCACCAGAUAUAGCAGGAAAAGACAUGGCCAACCCCACCGCCUUGCUGCUCAGUGCGGUCAUGAUGCUGCAGCACAUGGGUCUGCACGGCCACGCCAAGAAGAUUAAAACUGCCUGCUUUGACACCAUUAGAGACAAAAAGGUUCUCACAAAAGACCUGGGAGGAAACUCAAAGUGCUCAGAAUUCACAGAGGCAAUAUGUCAAAGAGUGCGGGAUAUGGAGUAAAAGGAUACUAAUGCUGCCGUGAGUUCCCUGUUAGGGUUUGGGUCUCUUGUCGUAAUCAUAUCAUGUUGUAUCUGCACAUUUUUAACCAAAAUAUGUAUUUAAAAAAGACCCAGGAGUUUGACAUCCUGAAAGUUUUAUUUUUCUGCACACUCCAAAGCACUGUCUUAAAACUUUUGACCAACAGUUACUGUAUAUGUGAUAUGCAUUUUUUCUUGAGUAAUCUCUAGUGGAUAUCGUCUAUUUAUUGGCUAAAUACAGCCUCUUGUCUAAUGUAGUUGACACUGUUACCUUGUCAUUUAAAUUCAAAUUCAGAUUGGAGCUUUUGUAAUUUGAACUUCAUCAGGCUCCAUAACAUGAAACUUGAAAAUGUUUGCACUCUUCUCUGCAAGUCUUUUCAUUGUGUUCAUUGCUGCAAAUAUCAUGAAUGUACAGUAUAAAGAAAAUAUAUAAAGACAAAGAAUAUUAUUAAAUAUUAUUAAAAUUGCUAACUUUUUAUUUAAUGUUAUGCAAAUGAUUAUAAGCUCCCUCCAUUUACAAUAAUGACCCCCAUGAUCCAUGUGAUUGGAUUUCUGGUGCAUGUUAUGUCUGUGUUUUUCUGAGUUUUAAUCGGAACUGGUUUAAAACAUACUGAAUACCAUCAAAUAUUUACACAAAAUUGUAAGAUCCUGUCGUGCAAGUAACUUAUAUGAUUUUGAAGCAGUAAAAAUGAAUUGCAGUCUAGUCAUAAAAAGAAUUAGAGACAAAUAUUUCAGCCCCUAAGAGGAUGGUGUAACUUUGUAAACAUUCCAAGUAUUGUAACAGCAAGGUAUUAUUCAGUAUUUAAAACAUCAAUGAAUCAAA